AUGGCCGGGGGCAGGACAAGUUCUGGGGCCUUCGCCGGCCGCCCCCGCCCCCGGCGCGGCACUUUCAGUUUGGCCUCCCCCUUCGGCCUGGGCCGCGGCCGGCACCCCGGAGGCCGGGACCUCGCCUGCCACCCACAACCGCAGCCCGAUAGCUGGCCACGCUCUGGCCUCCUUGAGCCCCCGGCCGCGUUCCUGCUAAGUGCUUUAAAAUUUGAGCGCCAUAGCAGCGAGCCUCUGCGGGAGCGCCCAGUGGCCGCUGCACCCUCAAACCUGUCCCUGAAGGGGCUGGGCGCCGCCUGGGACGCCGUAUGGCCCAACCUGUCCGGCCCCAGUCUCUGCGCUCCCCCUUCGCUUCGUGGGUCGGUAGUGGACGGCGGGAGCUGCACGGCACUGCCCAGCGGGCCUCUCCUGCACUGGGCGCCCGAGGGCAGCUCCGGGCCGGAGGGCUGCUGGGGCGCCGGAGCCGGGCCUGGUGGGCAGCACCGUCCCCGCGCCAUCUGGAUGCUGAGCGCUAGUGCGUUUGAAGUGGUUUGGGGGCUCUUUGUUCGCCAGGCCGCUCUGGCUGUGGGCCUGGAGGUGUUUACGGCUUUGAUGCCUUUGAACCUAUUCCCAGGUGACCCGGGCUCAAUUAGGCCCCAGCCUGCGCUGGGCUGUCAGGCAAACCUCGUGAUCAAGGGCGGGCUGGGCCUUUUUAUUGAAGUUGAACCGGGUCUGGAGCGCCGGGCCUCGGCUGCUCUGGGCCUGCUGGGCCGCGAGGUGGGGCCCGUGGACCACGACCACCGCCUUAGGAAACCUGAGGGCCGCGUGGGCCUUCUGCGCCCAGCGCCUAGGGCUCUGAUUCUGGCCGCUCUUGGGGACGUUUUCCCUAACGGUCAAGGGAGGCUAAUUCUGUGA
Otolemur garnettii (small-eared galago) is the source of this 894-nucleotide messenger RNA. RefSeq lists its product as uncharacterized. The record is from RefSeq and is a predicted model, not a curated record. Lineage: Eukaryota; Metazoa; Chordata; Mammalia; Primates; Galagidae.